GACGGAUAGCUGCUUUGUUAAUGUUUUGGUUAAAGGUAUUAAAAAGUGCGGGAAUAUUCGGGAGUAGAUAUUCUUAAGUUCUUUUCGUGUGUAGUUAAAGAACCACAAUGAAUAUUGUGUUUUUUUUAAUUAAGUAAUUGUAAAAUGUAGUGCAUUCAAAUGUAAAGUGGUAAAUAGGAUAUUAUUUUAUAAUAGAUCCUUAAAUAAAAUUUAAAUAUACACACCCGGCAGUUCUUUCAGUUUUUUGGAAAAUGAAUGAUAUUCGUUCGUUCAUUAGCCAGCAAAGAGGUUGUGUACGCUGGAGUAAUAUCAAUACCGCUCUCAGCCGUUUAAGAUGUCCAAAGAAAGAUGAAUAUUCACAAAUUUUGCCUUGUGAAAACAACUGGACAACAGAUAUAGUGGAGCCUCCAAUUUUUGCCUGUAAAUUUGCCCAAAAAGAAGGUUACGAACAUAUUUUGGCUCUCGCCAAUGAAGACGGCAAGUUGGCGAUCCACAACAUGAAUGGCACUAAACAACGAUUUGGCUGCGAUGCACAUCGGAACGCGAUUUUUGAUUUAGCGUGGAUGUUUGAUCAAAUGAAAUUAGUCACUGUUUCAGGUGAUCAUUCGGCAUGUCUCCAAGAUGUGUCCGAGUCAGGCAUACAACCAACGCAGAUCUUUGAGGGACAUACACGUUCAGUUAAGACAGUAGCAUUUCGCUAUAACGAUUCCAGCGUUUUUGCUACAGGCGGGAGAGACGGGACUAUUCUUACGUGGGACGCCCGUAGCAAUCAAUCUUUAAUUGGAAAAGUUGAUCGUUGUCUUUACAAUACACACAGAUUUAACAAGUCACUCUCCACAUCAAAACCCAAACGAAAAAAGAAUAUUAUGUGCACAGCCGUAUCAGGGGCAGAUUCUGUAACAGGUCUAGUGUUUCAAGACGAAUACUCCUUAAUAUCAUGCGGAGCAGGAGAUGGGGUAAUAAAAGUGUGGGAUAUGCGUAAAACUUACAGCAAUUAUACCCACGAUCCAGUACCAAAAUUCGUUUUGCCGCAUCAAGGAUCUACUGCAAAGAAUGGCUUUAGUAACCUCACCUUAGAUCGGUCUUGUAUGAAAUUGUAUGCCAACUGUUUAGAUAACAACAUUUACUGCUAUAAUGUCGGGACAUACAAUACAACGCCAUACAUGAAAUAUUCUGGACACGAGAAUAGUACCUUUUAUAUCAAGUCCAGCCUUAGUCCCAAUGGCCGGUAUUUAGUUAGCGGAAGUAGCGACCAUAACGCAUACAUCUGGGAUGUUGCCAGUUCCACUCCAUUAAUAAAAUUGGUCGGUCAUCAAGCAGAAGUCACCUGCGUUGCGUGGUGUCCAUCUUAUGAAAUUGCUAUUAUUACAUGUUCUGAUGAUCUCAAACACAAGUUUUGGAAAGUCGGCGAUGAAGAAACGUCAGAUAAUUGGGAAGUUGAAGGUGCUGGGGUAGCCAUGCGUAUUAAAAAGAAAAAAAGGCAUCCUCCGCGUCGUGGUUGCAAAAGACGUUUAAAUACAAUUUUUAAAGAAAAUAAAAAUGAAUCAGUAAAGAGAUUUAUAGAAAGUGGUGAAGGAAAUAACAUCAAAAUUUUUAAAUCGAUGUUUGGACCCAAGAAGCUUUUUAGCAGUAUCGACCAAAACUCUUCAGAAUGUUAUAAAUCAGCCCACGUUCAAGAAGUACCUGAUAUACAAGAUGAGAAAUACGAAUCGCCCUGUAAAAGACUGAAAGAAGAUAAAGAGAAUGAUAAUAGUUCAUUUAAUAAAGAUGAUGAUACUGAUAUACCAUCAAAACGAGUUAAGUUAGAUUGUCCUCAUCAAUCAGAAGUUACUAAAGUAACAUCUCCUUUGGCAUUAAUAGACUUUGAUGAAAGUUCCUCAAAGACAACAGUGAUAUCUGAUUUGCCAAAUUUCGUCAUUGACGGCAGAGCUCCACACUUAAAUGUAUCUCCCAUUAAAAAGGUUGAAAAAGACUGGUUAAGUAAAAUACGAGAUGAAAAAGGUUCUUUGCCAAAUGUAGAAACUGUUGACUGUUCUCCCAAAAAUAAUACCUGUACCACUCCUAAGUCACGGCAUAAGUUUAAAGGAACUAAUCCGUCCUCGCCCCAUAGUCCACUCCUGAAAUUUUUCAAAAUUACCAGUAGUAAUACUCAGCCUUGCUCACCUAAAUCACCAAACCUAAGUUCCUAUCCUUGUCAUUACUCUACAAAUUUAGUUUAGGUUUAAUUACUUUUAACGCGUUUUUAAAACGAUUAUUUUGUGACAUCUUGACAAAAAUGGUCAAGGUGACUGUUUAUAUGUUAGUUCUAUUCAAUUAGAAUCUCUGUUGAUACGUUUGUAUUCUACGAAUUAAAUGAUGAUAAAAAGCCGACUACUUAAGUUAACGAGAAUUACUGUAAAGGAUAUUGAAGUUUUUUUUUAUUAAUGUAGAAAACUAUAAUUGAUCGUAUAGCCGUUUAUAUGGAGGGGUACCGA
This is a messenger RNA of Agrilus planipennis (emerald ash borer), 2474 nucleotides long. It is a transcript of the gene l(2)dtl, whose product is annotated as protein lethal(2)denticleless. The record is from RefSeq and is a predicted model, not a curated record. Gene Ontology annotation, cellular component: nucleus. Gene Ontology annotation, biological process: mitotic G2 DNA damage checkpoint signaling; proteasome-mediated ubiquitin-dependent protein catabolic process. Gene Ontology annotation, molecular function: protein-macromolecule adaptor activity; protein binding. The transcript is spliced from 3 exons. Bases 252 to 2219 code for a protein of 655 amino acids. Lineage: Eukaryota; Metazoa; Arthropoda; Insecta; Coleoptera; Buprestidae.